CACAGAUAUCCCAAUUAAAUCAGAUAAACUCAAAAAUUGGACUACACUACAAACCUAGCACUCAGUCGUGGUUUAUGGAGUAAUGAUAUCUAAAGAAGCUCUGCACGCCAUACCCUCUUCCAAAUGAUGCAAUAUCGAAUUCGAUAUAAGAGGCCUUUGGCUGGAUACCGACCGACACCAUGAUCCUUUCUUUGUUCGACAAUGGCAUCUCCUAUACCCCAUGAAGAUAUCAACCAAAAGAAUGCAGCUGAAUCCGUGGAUGUUGAGCGACAAGGCAGCUCAGCUCCUGUGGAACCACCUCCAAAGUCCCUCGGGGCCGGGUCCGCACUAGCAUUAGGAGCCUUCGGUACAACACUGACGACUCUCUCGCUAAGUUUAAUGGAAUGGCGAGGAGUCACCACUACGAAUGCCUUUGUCGCCAAUUUCUUCUUCAUUGCGGCCUUUGGGCUGGUUGUGACCGCGCAGUGGGAGCUUUCCAUCGGUAAUGGGUUUGCGUAUACGGUGUUCAGUGCUUUUGGCCUGUUCUACGCUGGCUAUGGCGCUCUCCUAACACCCGCAUUCGGGGUCGCCCAGGCAUACGGCGGAAUAGACACAGCAGAGUACAACAACGCGGUCGGGUUCUUCAUGAUAUUGUGGACCGUCUUUGUGUUUACAUUCCUUAUAGCUUCACUUCCGAGCAACAUCGCAUAUAUCCUGGUGUUCCUGUUUGUGGAUCUGGGGUUCUUGACUGUUGCCGCGAGCUACUUCGCCAAGGCAGAUGGCCAUGCUGCGUCGGCGGUGGCGCUACAGAAAUCCGGCGGCGUGUUUUGCUUCCUUGCUGGGCUGGUUGGGUGGUAUAUUGUGUUUCAUUUGCUGUUGCAGGAUUCGUUGCUGGAUUUGCCGUUGGGUGAUACGGCCCGGUUCUUUGGGAAGAAGAAGGGGAAGAACCAGUAG
Messenger RNA from Aspergillus versicolor CBS 583.65, 933 nucleotides. RefSeq lists its product as uncharacterized. Lineage: Eukaryota; Fungi; Ascomycota; Eurotiomycetes; Eurotiales; Aspergillaceae. Gene Ontology annotation, cellular component: plasma membrane. The transcript has 3 exons. The record is from RefSeq and is a predicted model, not a curated record. Gene Ontology annotation, molecular function: acetate transmembrane transporter activity. The coding region runs from base 202 to 933 and encodes 243 amino acids.